CGGCGAUGGCGGCGGGCUCGGUGUGGAAGGGGCUGGUGGGGCUCGGCCUCUUCGCGCUCGCACACGCGGCCUUCUCGGCGGCACAGCAUCGCUCCUACAUGAGGUUAACAGAAAAGGAAGACGAAACGUUGCCCAUAGAUAUAGUUCUUCAGACCCUGUUAGCCUUUGCAGUUACGUGCUAUGGGAUAGCACACAUCGCAGGAGAGUUUAAAGACAUGGAUGCCACUUCAGAGCUAAAAAAUAAGACGUUUGACACAUUAAGGAACCAUCCAUCUUUUUAUGUAUUUAAUCAUCGUGGUAGAGUAUUGUUCCAGUCCCCAGACACAGUGAAUUCCUCUUCAAACCAAGAUGCUUUGUCAUCCAGCUCAGCACUGAAAUUCCGGAAGCUGGAAGCUCUGCGCCGCUGAGGCUUUCCCAGCUGCUGAUGGUGAACCCAGGACACUGAGAUGUAAUAUUCAAGUCGGGGAUGUAAACACUUUUUUUAAUUUCUGGAGCAGUAUUUAUAUUGAUCUUCCAGACUUUAUAAAGUAUAUAUAUAUAAACUAA
This is a messenger RNA of Pezoporus occidentalis (night parrot), 546 nucleotides long. It is a transcript of the gene MMGT1, whose product is annotated as membrane magnesium transporter 1. The transcript is spliced from 4 exons. Gene Ontology annotation, cellular component: Golgi apparatus; EMC complex; plasma membrane. NCBI's taxonomy places the organism in Eukaryota, Metazoa, Chordata, Aves, Psittaciformes, Psittacidae. The coding region runs from base 6 to 407 and encodes 133 amino acids. The record is from RefSeq and is a predicted model, not a curated record.